Sphenostylis stenocarpa is the source of this 603-nucleotide messenger RNA. The record is from the annotation of a GenBank genome assembly. Lineage: Eukaryota; Viridiplantae; Streptophyta; Magnoliopsida; Fabales; Fabaceae.
AUGGCUUCCAUUCAAGAAGCAACAAUCCCUUUGAGAUUUUGGAUUGAUGAAGAAAAAAACAGUGUAAUUGUGGCAGAAGCAAGUGGAGACUUCGUUGAUGUUCUCUUCAGUUUCCUCACCCUUCCACUGGGAACUAUCAUCAGGCUUGUGUCAAAAAACCAACCUCAGCAACCUUUAGAGAUUGCUUGCAUCAACAACCUAUACCAGAGUGUGGAAAAGUUCAACACUAAUGUCUUCUGGAACCGUAUCUGCCCGCAAAUGUUGCUUUCUCCGCGGAACCCUUCAGAAGCCUCUUGCCAGAGACUGAAACUGAAGGUGGAUGACACUGUGCCCACGAAGUAUUUCGUGUGUGAGUACUGUUUAAAGGGCAUUGAUUUGUUGCUGAGUACUUUUGAUGGGGCAAGUUGCUACUGUGGGAAAUUGAUGAGCAAAGAGAUGAAGGUGCAGGAAGAGUCCAAGAAAAAUGGUUCUUGGGAAAAUGGUGUUUUUGUUAGAGAAGAUGCCAUGUUCUUGAUCUUUGAUGAUUUGAGAGUGCUUCAGAGCUCUCCAGGUAACAGUGUUCAGCAACUCCAUCAACUUGGAUACAAAGAUUCAACAAGAUGA